AUGGCUUCCUCUGUUCCUCUUCUGUUCUCUUCCUUCAUUUUCCUCAUCACUUCGACUUUUGCUCAGACUCCUGAUUUCCCACUUAGUGUCUUCCUUCAAGUGACCAAAGAUGUUUCAACCCACCAGUAUUUGACCCACUUAAACAUGGGCACACCCCCUGUUCCACUCAAGCUUCUUGUUGAUCUUGGUGCUCCAUUUCUCUGGAUAAACUGUGAUCAGUCAGGCCUUGGAUCAUCAUCUCACCAUCCCAUCAAGUGUUGCUCACUCCAGUGCUCAAUAGCGAAGGUCAAUUGCUGUGCUACACCAGCAGGGCAUGACACCAAGAAUUGUCUCCUUGACCCAGAAAACACCAUCACAAGUAAACCUCUCAAUCGAAUUGUGUCAUAGUUAUGUUUAGGACUUGAUUAUGGUACCAAACAGAUACGUCUAAAAUGUAUUAUUUUUGUGAAUAUUUUAUUAUUUUUCUGUGUAUUUUUAGAAAAAAAAAUUAUUAUUUUUUGUGAGUGAUUUAUUAAUUUUGUGAAUAUUUUUAUUAUUGUUAUAGUAACUAUUUUUACUAUUAUUUUUUUUUUGCACGAUAAAACUAUGUAGAGAUAUCAUUUACUUAGAAUAAAUGUGAUUACAAUUAAAAGAUAAUAAAGCCUUAAGCUCGAGAGGGAGAGAGGGCAGGCAGGGCCCCCAAUCCAAUGGGAUUGAGUUGGAUGAAACCUUGGCUGUAACCCAAUGAGCUGCUCGAUUAAGAGCUCUAAGCUUGUAUAAAAAACGUAAAUUAAGAACCUUAGAGAAGUGCUGGAUAUCACCAAUAAAAGUACCUAUCUCCCAUGGUGGCACAACUUCAGUCGAACUCAACUUAAUAAGCUCUAGAUUAUCAGUUGCAAUUUUUCACUUGUAUGUAUAUUUUUAUCACUUUUUUUGUAAUUAUUUUUACUAUUUUUCUUAGGUACAAAAAAAAUAAUCACUUUUAUCGGUAUUUUUUAUCA
Molecule: messenger RNA, 980 nt
Organism: Ilex paraguariensis (yerba mate)
Lineage: Eukaryota; Viridiplantae; Streptophyta; Magnoliopsida; Aquifoliales; Aquifoliaceae
Source: the annotation of a GenBank genome assembly